Molecule: messenger RNA, 5741 nt
Organism: Danio aesculapii
Lineage: Eukaryota; Metazoa; Chordata; Actinopteri; Cypriniformes; Danionidae
Product: retinoic acid-induced protein 1
Exons: 6
Coding region: 177-2372 (731 amino acids)
Biological process (GO): regulation of transcription by RNA polymerase II
Cellular component (GO): nucleus
Source: RefSeq, a predicted model, not a curated record
AGUCGAGCUCUGACAGCAGCAGCAGCUCCGGAGGCUCCAGCGCUCGGUAAAGCAUGAGGAUCCGCUCAGGUUUCGGGCUUCAUUCUCCCGGUAUCCGUGUUUUGAUUCCGCUCGCUAACAGAGUUCCGUUCUGCGCGAUGGAGCGACACUGAACCUGAACGCGUCCGCCCGCUGAUAUGGAGGAGGCUUCCAGCAGCUCGGACGCUCUCCAGCCUCAGGAUCUGUCCUCCGUCUGCAGUCUGCCUGACAUUGAGUGUUUAUUAAAAGCCAAUCCCAUGGAUGGUCUGCGUGUGGUCCAGACGCCAGCCUGGUUUGUCGCUCCCGGGACCAGCAAUGGGAUUCUGCUUCCAGAGAGCGACUCCGAGCCAACGAUUCCUGCGGGUCAGAUCCAGCCGGAUGAAGCGUUCUCCAACACCACCGUCACGCUGUCCUACGUCAGCCGCUCGCAUCUCUUUUCAGAGCAUUCCCCAGUCUGCGGUGUCCCUUCAGCGUUUCUCCGGGCGUACGAUGCUGGGAAGCUGGCGACGGAUGCAGGAGAUGCAGACUGUGUCCAGCAGGUCUCCGUACCGCUCGGAUUAACAACCUGCGAACAAUUGGGAUUCCUGACGCCAGCGCAGGUCGUGGAAAACAUGGCGGCGCUCUGCUACCUUCAGCAGCCAGAUGUGGAAAACCUUGCGUUGGAAACGCUCAAGUCUUUGCAAGCAAAUCCAGCCGAGUGCAGAUUUCCCAUCAGCGUGGAUGAACUUCAGAACGGAGCUACUAAUGGGCUGUGGAGUGUGAGUCCAUUCCAAGGAGGAUUUCCAGAGGAAAACGGUGGCGAUGUUGAAGGAUUGCAUCCAAAUGCUAAUCCAGAGCUUGUGUUUUUGAUCUCCAGAUCUGAGGAGCCGCUCAUCUUACCCAAUGAAGCUGCAAGCUUGGCUAUAUCUCUAAACCCAGACUUUGUAAGUCCGCUAGAUUCUGCAUUACCUUCCGAAGAGCUAACGCAAGAUGAUUGUGCUUUUGCUCAAAAUGCAACUCCCCCUAGUGGACUAAUGAAUGAUGCAAUGCAAAAAGAAGAGAUUGAAGUCAUGAACUCAUCGUCAUGCGUCAAACUAACAAAGCAAACUGAGAACGGUGCAUCAGAUGCCUUCAAAACAAGCGAUCAUUCAGUUACCAAAAAUAAGCAGAUUCCAGAGAGGAAGACACUGCCGCCUAGAGCUGGACGAGGCAUGAGGCUCGAAGCCAUCGUUCAAAACAUGCAACCCUUCAGAUGCAAAUCAACGCGUGUCGUAAAACCUCGAGGAAGAAACAAACCAUCGAGGAUAAAAACACACAGUGCGUCAGAGGAAAAGACAGAAGUGCAGCAUUCACACACAGAGCAAACAGAAGUCAGACGCUCGAGCAGACGGAAAGACACAAUAUCUACCUCAACUCCUGUAGAGACGUUUUUAAAAUGCACAGAGGAAAAGUCCUCCAAAAGAAACUUUGGUUUGUUAACAAGCAACCAAGUGAAUAAAGCAGCGCCCAAACAUAACGUUUCAACCAAGAAAUCCGUCAAACGGAAUAAAAAGAGACGCAAAACGACCUCCUUCUUUGCUCCGCAAGAACCUGAAAUAAAUCUCAAAUGUCUCAAGCUGAAGAGGAAGGAGGUGCGGGACGAUACGUUUGCGCCGUACGUUCGGGUGCAGUUUUCAAACUGUACAAUUGUCAACUAUCCCAAUGAGAAACGAGGGAAGAGGAAGGCGUCUGCUGGGUUCUUGUCUGGGAUAAUGCCGGCGACGGCUGGAUUUCAAUAUGGACGGGUUUGCAUGGACGGCGAACAUCAGGAUUUUUUGGUUUGCUGUCUCUGCGGGAGCUCAUCUAAUGCGAUGGAUCUCGGAGAUCUGCAUGGGCCGUAUUAUGCAGAAGGCUUUAAACCGACCUCUAAAGCUGCUUCUAAUCAUCCAGAGGAUGAGAAUAGUGACUCGGACUCGUCUUGUAGAGGAAACACUGCUGGGGGAAACUGGACCAACUCUUCGGAUUGGAGAUGGAGCGGAGUCGGUGAGCCAGCCAGGAGAGUCGGAACAGACUCCCCCAUUGAUUGGUACAGUCCGCCGUUGGUUCCUCUGCACGAAACGGAGCACUGGUUUCAUGAGGACUGCGCCAUAUGGUCUGCAGGGGUGUUUCUGGUUCGGGGAAAACUGUAUGGGCUGGAAAAUGCUGUCAAGUUGGCAAAAGUCUCAGUUUGUUCCACUUGUCAGAGAAGAGGAGCGACGCUGGGCUGUGUUUAUAAAGGCUGUCUGAACAAAUACCACUACACAUGUGCAGUGCAGUCAGGCUGUGUAUUAAAUGAGGAUAAUUACUCAAUGAAAUGCAGAAAGCACAAGAACUCCUAUCAUCAGAUCAACAGGUGACAGCAGACGGAGAGCAGCACGGCAGAUGCUGAAAGCGUGUUCAGACUUCAUCGAUUCAGUGAUUCACUCCGGAGCUUCAGAUUCAGAAAGCCUUAAAGACUUCACUGCUGCAGAAGAUUCAUACUGUAUCCGAAAUCGCCUCCUAUACCCUCAUUCACUAUUCCCUACACUGUAAAAUAUCUGUUCCAUCUUUGUUUGCGGUUGUGAAUUGCAUUAUGGGAUGUUGAUCUCUGCUUUGUCCACUGUUGAUGUUGAAAAUUCAACUCUACAGUUGAACAAAGUCACUUUUAUUGACAUUUGAGAUAAUAUAAGACAUAAUAUCAAGAGAAAUGAGUCUGUAAACUAACAGAAGAUGUGCUGCAGUUUAUUAUAAGGUGUUUAUAGUGUAAUAUACAACACCAACACACACAAUACAGCACUGCACACUAAUAUACAUGAAAAAUUAACUAAAAAUUGUUGUGAAGAAAGAUCAAGCUCUUAUAAUGCAAUUCAGAAGCAGAAAUAAACUGGGAGAAAUGAAAACCUGAAUCACUAAAUAUAGAAAACUGCUAAUAUAGGCAUAUUUUUACUGUGCAAUUAAUAUAGUCCACUUGAAGCACUGCUGAGUUUUGCUUUUAAUAAAUCCCUUAGAUGGGGAUUUUAUUUUAACCUCAGUCAAAUCAUGUUAUAGUUAUUUAACACUCAAGCUAUUAGUAAUGAAGCAGUGAUUUUUGGUUUCUGUCAUAGUAUAUAAACGUCACUUGAAUUAAAUAAUAGUCUAUUUUUAACUACACACCAAUAGAAUUGUGCUUUAGACGCCAUCUAGUGGACAGAUGUGGAAAUUCAUUUAGCUCUCGCAGUGCAUUAUGCAACAUAGGCUCAUUCUGAAAGCGUACCCUUAUAUACGUUUCUGGAGAUCACGAAUUUUGAAGCCAGAAGUAUGAAUGGCUGCAUUUUUACUUUAAAACGAAUGCUAGGGGGCGCCACUUACCUCCAUAUGGACGGCUUUUCCAUUGUUACCAGUUCUCCAGUGGCUCACUGUGUAUGUUGGCAGACUAGUGAUGUGGCGUGGAGUUGACAGCGAUGACAGGGUUCAAAUUUGGCGAAGACCGGUUCCAGAAUGCAGAAAAGCCAAAAAAUAAACAAGUAACAAGGGCGGGUCAAUCUGCGCUUUUGAAAACACUAUUGGUUGGGUUUAGGGAAGGAGGAGGAUGGGUCUGUCAGUUGACAGCAGCCUCUUGGUUGAUUUACGUGAGAAUAGCAGAAAUUGGAGAUCUGAGAAAGCAAAUACAGCGGCCAAGCAAAAAAACAUAGCUCCUGGGAUGUAUUUGGCGCUCUCCAGAAAUGUAUACAGGGGUACAUAUUCAGAAUGAGCCUGGGUUGGUGUUUUCUAUCUGUCGAGUGCACAUGGGUUGUACACUCAUUAUUGCAGUGCAUUGUGGGAUUGAUUGAGUCCACUUCAGAUCAUCCGGUAUCGUUUUGGGCACCACUAGAAAUGGUUGCUCCCUCAAAUAGUGCACUAUUAAGGGUAUAAGAGGUGAUUUCUGAUAUCUGUCCAUCUGAAGACUGGAAAUGUGGGAAAACGCAUAUAAAAGUCAGUCAGAAUGCUCAAAUUCUGACACACACGUGCUGCUCUGGGUUCAUUUGCACAGUGUGUGACGGUUUUUAUGUUUAUUGUGUGUGUCAUAUUUGUGUUUUUUAGGGCACAAGUGUGUUCACGUUUUAAUUCCUAAUUCUUUAUGCGUUUAUUUAUGAAGAAGUUACAUUUUGUUAACCAAAUUUAGACCACUUUGCAAUAAGAUUUCACUAGUUAAUGUAUUUACUGAUAAUGAACAAUACACAUUUAUUAAUCAUGCAUUAUUAAAAUUAGUGCUCGUUAUCAUUCUCUAACAUGAACUAAUACUGAAAGACUUUAUUUGCAUUAACUAAUGUAGAAAAUAUUAAUAAAUGUUGUAUUGUUCAUGUUAAUAAAUACAUUAAUGAAUAUAACCUUAUUUUAAAGUGAGACCCAAAUUAAAUAUUGUGCUUGCCAGAAUAUAAAUCCCUUGAUAAUCAUAAAUAUUUAUUUAGUUUGUAUUUUUUUUGGCAAAAAUCCACUUAUGAAAGGUAAACAUGACAGGACAUGGGUGGCUCAGUGGUUAGCACUGUGGCUUCACAGCAUGAAAGUCGCUGGUUCGAGUAAAACAUGCUGGAAUAGUUGGUGGUUCAUUCCACUGUGGCGAUGGGUGAUAAAUAAGGGUCUAAGCUGAAGGAAAAUUAAUAAUUGUCAGGACAUAACAGCUGGAGUACAUGCAAAUAGAUCUUAAGGGCCCUUAUUUUAUGUUUAUUCAUUGGUUCAUGGUGGAGGAAACCCACGCCAACACGGGAAGAACAUGCAAACUUAGCACAGAAACACCAACUGACCCAGCCGAGACUCGAACCAGCAACCUUCUUGCUGUGAGGCCACAGUGCUAACCACUGAGCCACAGUGCUACACUCUCUUAUGUGUAAAAUAUAUAUUUUUAUAUUAUUUAAAUAACAGAAAUAAGUAUAACUCAUAUUCAUUCCAGCUCACCGUCUCUUAUAUAAUGUGUAUCAGGCACAUUGAUGAACACUUUGACUCCCUGGAUUUUAAAGUGUUUAAUGACAAUUUUUCAAUUACAUUAAUUGUAAAAACUAAAUGAUAAACAUUUAGUAGUGUUGAAUAUGAUCAUUGAAGUCUCUUAAAUCGCAGCAAGUGGAGUUUCUCAUCACUUCUAUGCACUUAAAGAUGAUCUUCUCGACUGAAUGAUAUUGCGUAGACGUGGUUAAAUCUUAAUGGAGACGAUAAGCUUGCGUUAGGAAUGAUAUAUAUUGAUGCCAUCAGAAAUGACCUGGACUUUAAACUCAUUUUGAUUCAAUAGUUCUGAUGCAAACAUAUUACUCCAUAAUGCUUUUGUUUAUUGGUUUUUUAACUGCCUUGCUAAGACAAAUCACUAUUGGCAUAUUUCUGUUUUCUUUUCAGACUCCUGCUGUAAAUGUGCAGCGCAUUAAAACAACAUCAGAUUAUUGUAUUUCAGUCUAAGGUUAUUUCAUUUGUUUGCAGUCUGUGCCAAAAACUGAAAGUGUCCUUUUGGCAGCUUUGAUCAGAUUUUUGUUGCUCAUUUCUGUGUUUUGGUGUUAUUUUCAGGUCUGUGUGAAUAUCAUGCAUUGUUUCUCUUUUCUCUAACUUGAAUGAAGUUGUCGCUUUUUUUUAACUACACACCAGAUGUACCAAAGUUUGCGUUGGUUUUCUCUCUCUUGUUCAGAUCUGACUCUCAGGGUUGAGCUGGUUUUGUGUUUUUAUUUACAUUCUUACAUCCCAAAAUGUAUUUAUCCUGAACUGACUCAGUUCUCCAGCGUAAUAAAUGGGCUUCUUUUAUUUUGCCUAAA